Penicillium angulare is the source of this 1218-nucleotide messenger RNA. RefSeq names its product cytoskeletal adaptor protein SagA (gene end3). Gene Ontology annotation, cellular component: cytoplasm; mating projection tip; nucleus. Gene Ontology annotation, biological process: endosomal transport; actin filament organization; endocytosis. NCBI's taxonomy places the organism in Eukaryota, Fungi, Ascomycota, Eurotiomycetes, Eurotiales, Aspergillaceae. Bases 1 to 1218 code for a protein of 405 amino acids. The record is from RefSeq and is a predicted model, not a curated record. Gene Ontology annotation, molecular function: protein binding; calcium ion binding. The transcript is spliced from 3 exons.
AUGUCCGCCAAAAAGAUCGAGCAAUGGGAGAUUGAGCGAUACUGGGAGAUCUUCGCCUCCCUCUCAAACGGACAAGCGCACCUAAACAGCUCCCAAGCUGCCUCCGUGCUGCGCAACAGUCGUCUCCGCGAUGACCAGCUCGAGAAGGUCUGGGACAUUGCAGAUGUCGAUGGCGAUGGCGAGCUAGACUUUGAGGAGUUCUGCGUCGCUAUGCGUCUGGUGUUUGAUCUUGUCAAUGGCGAGCUCCAAGAGGUUCCGCAUACAUUGCCGGAUUGGCUUGUUCCAGAAUCAAAGUCACAUCUUGUUCAUGCUACACAUGCUUUGAGUGGAAGGCAGGAACAAUUUGAGCGUAUAGAAGAUGAGGAUGAUACGCCUGGUUUGAAGGAUGGGUUUGAUUGGUACAUGAAGCCGGGUGAUCGGUCGAAGUACGAGGAAAUCUACAAUUCUAGCCGGAAUGAUCGUGGCCAGAUUACCUUUGACUCUCUAAGCGCCCUCUACGACUCCCUCGAUGUCCCCGAUACCGAUAUCCGCUCCGCAUGGAACCUUGUGAACCCCUCCGCCGGACAAGCGGUUAACAAAGAUGCCGCGCUCGCAUUCCUCCAUAUCCUGAACUAUCGCCAUGAAGGAUUCCGUAUCCCGCGAUCUAUUCCUGCCUCGCUCCGUUCCUCAUUCGAGAGUAACCAGAUCGAUUACCAAAUUGAUAAUAACUCGCGACCUGCGCAGCGAUGGGCUGGAGAAGGAAACACCGAGACGACGAGUGGUCGCAAAGCGAAAUUCGGCGAUACAUAUCUGAGUCGACUUGGUGUUGGCGGGAAAGGAUCGUAUCAGCCUAAGGGGACGGAUUUCAGUGAGACGGUCCAGGAUGAGGAGUGGGAGAAGGUGCGGUUGCGAAGAGAGUUAACGGAGAUUGAGGAACGUUUGAAAUCUGCUAGUCAGGCUAGUGAGAAUCGAAGGGAUGGGCCGAGGAAUGACGGGGGGCCGAAUUGGGUUCUUAUUAAGAAGGAGGCGUUGCAGCUUUUGGAGUAUAAGGAGAGAGAAUUGAGGGAGUUAAGGGAGGGGGUUGGAAGAUCGAAGGAGGGGCAGGAUUUGGAACGUUCGAGGGAUGAUGUUAAGACUGUGGGAGAUCAGGUUGAGGGGUUGAAGAACCAUUUGGCGCAACGGAGGGGUGUACUUGCGGAUUUGAAGGGGCAGAUUGAGGAUGAGAGAGCUCGGCGAUGA